UACAAAAACUGUCUGCUUUCUCUGAGCGUCCACCUAUUCGCGAACAGCGCUCUCUUUGGCAAGACGUUCGAUUUCUUCAGCACGCUUUCGGGGAACUUUUGAACCGCUUUCUUUGCAAACAUGAUUGCCUACCUGUUGCUGGUAGCACUGGCCGCUAUAGCCUCUGCGCAACGUGACGACUUCGACUGUCCAGACAAUUUUGGAUUUUACCCUCACUACCGAAGCUGUGAUAAAUAUUAUGCCUGUGAAAAUGGAACCGCUACUCUGAAGGUGUGCGGAAACGGCCUUGUCUUUGACGAUGCAGAUCCUCUAAGAGAGAACUGCGCCUACCCCUUCAGUGUGAACUGCGGAGAUAGGACAGACCUUGAGCCACCGAUCAGCACCCCAAACUGCCCAAGGUUGUAUGGAAUCUACUCAAACCAGGACAAUUGCCGCGUAUUCUACUCCUGCUGGAACGGGGAGGCUUCCCGAUAUGAAUGUCCUCCAGGAUUGGCCUACGACGCUGAACAGCGGGUCUGCGUUUGGGCUGAUCUCGUAGAAAGAUGCGACCAGUUCGAAGUUGCUGAAGGAUUCGUUUGCCCAGAUCCAUCUGAUGUUGAUCAACCUGGUCUGUACAGCAGACAUGCUCACCCAACAGAUUGCAGAAAGUUUUACGUCUGCAUUGAAGGUACAGCCAGACCUUACGGAUGCAGUCUCGGAACAGUUUUUAAUGUAGACAGCUUACAGUGUGAUGAACCAGAAAAUGUUCCAGGAUGUGAACAAUACUAUGGAGAACUUGACGUAAAAACCCUGAAGAAAGCUCAAGGUUGAGGGGGAACUACUACAGGAACCCGUCUAUCAAGGGUAACAUUUGAAUCGUGCCUUGCAGUCAAAGAUCUACGGCUCCUGUGUUCCACUCAUCUUCUGUACAUUCCAUUAAACAACAAAAACACCCGCACUAUCAUCCAAAAGAUACCAUCUCCAAAUCUGAACUUUCUGAAUUAACGCCCCAACUAAUUCCGUACGUCUCAUCCGCUUUCAACUUGAGACGGAAGUUAAACUGUAUUAAGUUAUUGACCCCCCCCCCUCCCUCAUUCUGUUUUAAAUGUAAUAUUCGAAACAUCUUUUUACCCUGCGCAGUCUAAAGUGCUUGCUUACAGAAUGAAAACGAAGGGUGUUCCUUCCUAUUCUAAAUAACAAUACAUAAUAAUAUUAACUCCUCCCCUAAGAAUCUCCAUCUAUCAACACGGCAACGCUGCUGCGCAGACAUGAAAACGUGCCAAUGCUCUAGCUUUUUAUAUUAUUAUUAUUUUCUCUAUUCAUAUACGACUUGCUCUCAGUACAUGUGACUGUUUGUAAAACAAAUAAUGUCUUAAUUUACGAGUGUGUUUUUUGCUAUGAUUACUUCAGUCAUUGCUUGUCUAAGAGUUUACGGUUGUACCCUUUGAAUGGGGAGUAAACUGAAUUGUAAAUGAUUUACAUGUUGUUUGGUGUAAAUAAAGAUUUCUAAAAAAAAAAAAAAAA
Uloborus diversus is the source of this 1503-nucleotide messenger RNA. RefSeq names its product protein obstructor-E-like. The record is from RefSeq and is a predicted model, not a curated record. NCBI's taxonomy places the organism in Eukaryota, Metazoa, Arthropoda, Arachnida, Araneae, Uloboridae. The transcript is spliced from 5 exons. The coding region runs from base 121 to 810 and encodes 229 amino acids. Gene Ontology annotation, cellular component: extracellular region. Gene Ontology annotation, molecular function: chitin binding.